Messenger RNA from Acanthochromis polyacanthus (spiny chromis), 4437 nucleotides. RefSeq names its product non-SMC condensin II complex, subunit D3 (gene ncapd3). Gene Ontology annotation, biological process: meiotic chromosome condensation; mitotic chromosome condensation. NCBI's taxonomy places the organism in Eukaryota, Metazoa, Chordata, Actinopteri, Pomacentridae. The coding region runs from base 9 to 4271 and encodes 1420 amino acids. Gene Ontology annotation, molecular function: histone binding. Gene Ontology annotation, cellular component: condensed chromosome, centromeric region; condensin complex. The record is from RefSeq and is a predicted model, not a curated record. The transcript has 35 exons.
CAUUGCGCAUGCGUCAAAAUCUUAAGUUUCGGGCGGGCAGAUUCAAAACAGUGGAAAUGGAUUUGAUAUCUGCGCUACAGUUUCUUAGGUUAGACGAAAUUCCAGAAGCAUGGGUGGAGGCAGUGUGGGACUUAGAGUUCACAGAAGGGAAACCACUGGAUGACACCAUAGAGGAAGAACUUGCAGCCAGUGGAGACAAAGCCUUCAGAACUCUGUACCACUGUUUCCUGACCCAUGUUCCCGACCAGCAACAGUCUACAAGCAGCAAUGAAGCUUCACAGAGUAUCUGGACAAUUCUGGGAGACAACGGGGUGUCGAUCAGGUCUCUGGUGGCUGUGCUGUCUGUCUUUGUCCAGGCGGGGAAAGCCAAAGGGGCCAACGUCCAACAAAGGGUGAACGGCCUGUACGCUGCUUCACUCUACCUACUACUGCUGGGAAUCCCAGGAAGCAUCGCCAACAAGGUUUUCCAUGAAGUUUUAUUGGACACAUGUUCAGACUUGACCUCUCACUGCUGGCCUCAAGACUCUGGAAAGAAGCGCAAGAAAGACAGCCUGAAGAGUUCUCAGGCAGACGGCAAACGCUCCAAACCACAGCGGAAAGACGCUCGAGAGAUGAAAAUGGAUGAUGCAGAGGAAGAAGAGGAGGAAGAGGAGUAUCAUUUCUCUGGCCAGGACUUGAUGAAGAUGAGAGAUGCUGUGACUUUCCUGGUCCAAAGCCUCCUCAGACUCCUGCAGACAUUUCCACUUAAAGACAGACCACAUAGCGCCAGCAACUGCAUUCGGAUCUUCAGUAAGCUGCUUUACUUUGAACCCGUCAUUGGCGAGCUAACUUUUGCUGCCGAACGAGAUGUCGCCAAGCUGAGGACUGUUCCUGAGAUGGCUUUCUAUGGCCUACAGCUGCUUUGCUCACCAAAACAUGGAGACCAGAAAGAAUCUCUCCAGGCUUUGUUCCACCGGCUUCUCUACGUAAUCCUGAUGAUGAACAAAGGCAACAGCGGAAAGCCUUCCCUCCUCGUACCCAACCAGGCUAACCUCGCCACACGUGACCAGGCUAUCCAGUUUGUUUGUUAUCUUGUGGGUGAGCUGAAGGAGCUAGCACUCCCUGUCCUACAAAUCCUCCUGCAGCACAUCUGCUUCCAGAUGGUGGAGAAAAACGAGUAUCGAACCCAUGGAGCCCAGGCUGUGGGUAUGCUGACAUCUCGGAUGGCAAAUACAGACUACGCCUGCUUCAUCAAGUGGCUGUUUAAAUUCUCCAGAAACUCAAAGAUGGUCCACCGAUUGUUCUCCAUCGACGUGGUGAUGGUUUUGCUCGAGCAGCAAGAAAGGACGGAGGAAUGCCAAGAUCCAGAGCUUUCCUGCUUCCUGCCACACAAGUUCCUGAUCCAGAAUCUGCUAUUUGCUCGGCGGGUGGAUGAAUCCCCCACCGUCCAAGGCCACGCUCUUGCUUGCCUGGCCCAGUGUCUGGAGCUGCCUUCACUGAACAUCACACGGGCUGUUCACACCCUCUUCUCUGCCACUGGAACCCAGACAGUCUUGGAUGGUGAAAUCACAGAAGGAACUCUGGGUUCCCAGCACACUCAGAAAACUUACCGCACCCUGCCAUUUAGGACUGUGGAGAUCAGCAGUGCUGAGAGCUCCAGCUGUGACGCAAAGGAGAACCUGGCUCUUCUUCUGCGACGUGCAAAAAACUCAAAGACCAACGUGAGGAAAUCGGCACUGCAGGCUUUGCUGGGCCUCCUGAAACAUGGUGUGAUCCCCAUGAGCUGUGAGAACCUGGGAACUCUGUCAGAGCGCUGCAGAGACCCAGCUGUAUCUGUAAAGAAGAAGGCCCUGCAGUGUGUGGGAGAGCUACUCGCUGCUAAACCAGAGUGCAGAGAGGUGCAGAAGGUGUGGCUGCAGGGUGUGGUUCCAGCUGUGGUGGACUCUGAGAACUCUGUCCAAGACAAGGCCCUGGAGGCUCUGGACCAGGUGCUGCUCAGUCAGAUCAAACCGUACUCUGCCAGCUCCCACAUGAGUGUUAGUCAGAGGCUGACCUGGGACCUGCUGGACCUGCUGUGUAACGAGUGCCAGAACCUGAGCCAGUACUUCAGUCGGGCCUUCACCAUGUGGUCCAAACAGAACAAGUUCACUUCAGCGUUCGUCACCAACCUGGUAUCGCACACUGAGGCUGAUCACGCUGCCGGGGCGUGGCUGCUGCUCUCCAAGGUUGUCACUUCAUCCCACAAAGUGCCCUAUGGCAAGAUCCUGGAUACCUGGGACACCAUGGUCAGCUCAAAGGAUGUAAAUGUGACAACCUGCUGUCACAUCCUGUGUGUGAUAGGAGACAUUGCCGCACAUCUGAAUGAAGAUACCAAAGACAGGAUAGUUGCUGAUCUCAUGUCUUGGCUCAAGACGUUCACUUUGUCCCUGGAGGUGAUUAGUGCUGCUGUGGAGACUCUUUAUCAACUUGGCAAAAAUGAAGACAUCAAACAGACUCAGGCUUUUCUGGACCAGCACUGUGGUGAUCUGGUGUCGGUCUGCGAGGCUUAUUUAGCUAACAUUAUCCUGAGUGAAAAUGGAACCCAGAACCUCAAUGAGGAGAUGAUGGUUAAAUACCUCCACACUUUGGGCGUGGCAUCACUCCACUGUCCCACUAAGGUUGGAAAGAGGACCGUUCUGCUGGUGGAAUCUGUCCUCACAACACAUUCUGACAAAGUGCCAGAGGGCCAGGAAGAGCUGCCAGCCUCACUGCCUCUGUCCCAGUUCAAAGCAAACUCUCUUCCUACCAGAGUCAGAGCCCAUGGAGUCAUCACUUUAGGUAAAAUGUGUCUGCAGGAUGAAGAACUAGUCCACAGGUACCUGCCGGUGUUCGCCAGGGAGCUGGAAGUUGGCACGGAGGUUGCUGUGCGCAACAAUGUGGUGGUGAUCAUGUGUGACAUGUGCGUUCGAUACACCAACAUUGUGGAUCACUACAUCCCCAACAUCUCUGCCUGUCUGCGGGACAGUGAUGCUGUCAUCAGGGAGCAGACUCUCAUAAUGCUGACCAACCUGCUUCAGGAGGAAUUUGUGAAAUGGAAAGGCUCCCUUUUCUUUCGCUUCAUGGUAGCGCUGGUUGACCCAGACCCUGCUAUCGCCAGUCUCUGUGAAUACUGCCUACUCCACCUGCUGCUGAAGAAGACACCAGAAAUGUUCAGUCAGCACUUCAUUGAGUGCAUCUUCCACUUCAACUCCUACAACAAACACAGUUCCUACAACAAGUUCCCUCAAACCGAGAGAGAAAAGGUUCAGUUCUCUCUGAAAGGAGCUCAGCACCGUGAGAAGCGCUUUCGGAUCUACCACUUCCUUUUGGAGCACUUUACAGAUGCCCAGCGCUUCAACAUCACCAACAAGAUCAACCAGACCAUCUUAGCAUGUUUUGCAGAUGAGGAGCUGCCUCUGGAUGCAGAUGGCGCUGAAAUUUUGUCAGAGACCUUCAGCAUCUUGAGUCUAAAGGAGAUGAAGGUGCAGGCCAUAUUAACUCCAGCUGGGGAGGAGCCAGAGGAGGAGAACAUGGCCACCAUGGCUAAGGCGGUCCUGCAGGCUGCACAGAAGAAGGUGGUGUCACAGGUCCAGAAGAAGGCCUUCAUGGAGAACACUGUUCCUCUCAUCAUCAGCCUGAAGAACCUACUGGAGGAAAAGCGUUCCCCUGUUCUCAAAGACCUCAUGGCCUACCUCCAGGUGAAAAUGCAGGACUACCGUAACGAGGUGAAGGAGUUCUUCUCUGGAGAUGAGCAGCUGGCAGCUGAAGUGGAGUUUGCUCUGAAGAUGUCAGAGAGGGAAAGAGAAGUGCAGAAACAGAUGGAAAACUGCAGCCUGACAGAAAAGACCAAGACGCCCCCUGCACAGGUUUCAGGUCAGGGUGCUCCUACCAGGUCCAGACCCCUCCUUCCUUUUGUCUUUGCCACACCGCAGCCACCUCGUUCAAACCGAGAUUCUGCCAGACUGGCACACACUGACAGCCGUACACGCAGAUCAAGACAAGAGGAUCAUGUCCCGUCUAAAUCAGUCUUGCUGGAAGGAACAGUGGUGCCUCGAGGAGCUGUGAAUGACAGAGCCAUCAGCACACCAAAAGGUGUCAAUGUCAACCUCACCUUUGAUGAAGUCAGUGCCAUUUUCAGUGACCAUGGUGGAACAAGUCUUGUUGAGGAGGUCAGUGUUCUUCAUGUGAAAUCCAAAGAGCAGCAGGCUCCAGGACCGAGGCAGUGGAAUGUGCAGUCUCCUUUACGCCAGAAGAAAAGAUCGUCCAGAGUUUAGUUGGCAUAAUGCUUAUUUCUGUUGUUUGUCGGGACUCUUAACUCCACUACAUACCUUACAUAUGUGUUUCCACCUACAUGCUGUUUAUUGAUAUCCUCCAUCUUUUAAGGUUGUCACUGUUUGUAUGUCGUAUUUUUGUUAAUAAAGCUUUUCUACAAAUUUAAAU